Messenger RNA from Lachancea meyersii CBS 8951, 426 nucleotides. NCBI's taxonomy places the organism in Eukaryota, Fungi, Ascomycota, Saccharomycetes, Saccharomycetales, Saccharomycetaceae. The record is from the annotation of a GenBank genome assembly.
AUGGACUUGUACGCGUAUUUAGUGGUGCUUAUAGUCGCUCUCGGCUUCGUCGUGGUACUCCCACUUCUGUCAGGCACCUUCUCCUACAAAGUACACACACCGCGUGGUAAAGGUCGCGGUGGUCCAGUGUCAGUUACGUCGAAAAAGCAGACUCUGCGUGAGAAACUCAGCAUCUCAAAGAACCAGGCCCCCAUUAAGAUCCAGUUGAGCCACAACGGUCACUCCUCUAGCAGAACCAGCGACGCUGGCUCUGAAACUCGUGCAACUUUACUCAAGAAACGCACAUUCGACAACGAUCCCAACACGUUCGACUACGAUCUGACAGAGCUCAUAGAGGAAGAUGAACGGAAGGAAAGGCGUGAGCAAGAAAUUCGGUUCCAGAGACUGGCCGGUCGCGAGCAAGAGGUCAGCGAGUCCAUCGUCUGA